Molecule: messenger RNA, 870 nt
Organism: Sparassis crispa
Lineage: Eukaryota; Fungi; Basidiomycota; Agaricomycetes; Polyporales; Sparassidaceae
Exons: 4
Coding region: 1-870 (289 amino acids)
Biological process (GO): base-excision repair
Cellular component (GO): nucleus
Molecular function (GO): catalytic activity; DNA binding
Source: RefSeq, a predicted model, not a curated record
AUGGCGCCCAGCAAGGCUAGGCGUGCUUCACACCGUGCUGCAGUGCACUCGCCCUAUUUCCCGGCGCCGCCUGUUCGUCGACGACGCGAAAAGUCUCCCGAAAUUCUGUACACAUCUGCUUAUUUCUCGCCUGAACGCGUGCAAAAGACCUCCCUCGACAGCGGUACGGCUCCGGAAGGCCAGCCUACAGAAUACCAGUCCCUUCUCGAACUCCCUGGGUUUAAGUACUACAGUCAGGACUUCCUUUCAGCCUUCGAGGAGCUGUACUUUGCAAAGCCCAUACUCAUUCAAGAUUAUGUUGCACAUGAUCCGUGGAAAGUCUUGUGCGCCGUCAUGUUGCUCAACAAGACAACAGGAGCAAAGGCGGUCCCGGUGUUCUUCAACCUCAUGAAGAUAUGGCCGACACCUCGGGAUUUCGCCGUAGCCCCCCAGGAUGCAGUGGAGGAAAUUGUCAGGACACUCGGACUGAGUAAUAUACGCUCAGAACGGCUGAUCACCUUAUCUCGAAUGUACAUAAACGAUCCUCCCAGGCCCGACCUCCUGCGCAAAUCGAGGUGCAAGACAACCUCGUAUAGUUCCGUAGGAGCCAACGGCGGCCAACAUGUGGUUGCUGAACAGACAGAUUAUAAGCGGACACCUGUCUCUCACUUUCCUGGAUGCGGUCCAUACGCGCUCGACUCAUGGCGCAUCUUCUGUGCCGGUGACGAGGAAUGGAAGUCUGUGCUGCCAAAGGACAAAGAGUUGAAAAGGUUCCUUCGCUGGAAAUGGGCAUACGAGGAGUUUCGCCAGUGGGAUCCUGAACUCGGCCCCGGCAACGUGAUCACACUGGAUUAUGUUCGGGAUAUGACGGCGCUGUUGUCGAGUGAGUAG